This is a messenger RNA of Myiozetetes cayanensis, 1272 nucleotides long. It is a transcript of the gene SNX22, whose product is annotated as sorting nexin 22. Lineage: Eukaryota; Metazoa; Chordata; Aves; Passeriformes; Tyrannidae. Gene Ontology annotation, molecular function: phosphatidylinositol phosphate binding. The transcript has 6 exons. The record is from RefSeq and is a predicted model, not a curated record. Bases 444 to 953 code for a protein of 169 amino acids.
GACCACCUGUCCCUGCUCCUGAUUAGGCUUUGGCUCUCUGCCUUUCUCCCAGUGGGAGCCGUUUUUAGGAUCUGAGCUCAGCAGGGGCUCUGUAGCAGUUCCACUUUGUGGCAUUCCCUAAAAUCCUUUGGGGCUGUGAUGCUCAGGGAUAGGUUUGCACCUUCAACCUCCCCCCAGCUCCCCCACGUGUGGAUUUUACCAAAACCGAUACCCUUUCUGCCUUAAAAAAGGGAAAACGCAGCUUGAUCUGACUUCCCACUUUCCUUUCCCCAUAUCCCUGUAAAGCGGUGUCCUUGCGGCUCCUCUAUUCUCCCCCGCCUUCCCCUGUGCUGGAUGUGGGGCCACAGGACCCUCCCCGGGGUGCUUUGGGGACCGUGUCCCCGCCGUGGGCACUCGGGGCGGUCCCUCCCCGGCCCUUCCCCGCCCCGCGGCCCCCCCGCGCCAUGAUCGCCGUCUCCAUUCCCGCGGCGGAGCCCCCGGCGGCUUCGCGCAGCCCCGACAGGGCACACACGGUGUUCCAGGUGGAGGUGCUGUGCAAUGGCCGGCGGCACACAGUGACCAAGCGCUACAGUGAGUUCCAGGCGCUACACAAGCGGAUCAAGAAGACCUGCAAGGUGCCCGACUUCCCCCCGCGCCAUGUCCCCCACUGGAUGCCCAAAGCACUGGAGCAGCGCCGGCAGGGCCUGGAGCUCUACCUGCAGGGUGUCCUGUACCACAAUAAGGAGUUGCCCCACGAUGUGCUGGACUUCCUGAAGGUACGGCGGUGCCAGCAGGACCCCAAGGCCAGCAGCCCCUUCAGACUCCUGCCUUCCCAGCGCCCUGUCAUCAGCUUCUGCUCCGAUCCGUACGUGGGGCCAUGCGACACUGACCUGCUCCCCAACACAGUCCUCACCGGGGUCCUGCAGGGCCUUUACCUCCCCCUGAGCUGCAACCCCUGCCAGGCAGUGCCUUGAGCCCCUGGAAUGCCAGGCUCCUGGGCACCCACACAUCUCCCAGGGCUGCAGUGGUGAGGAAAGGAAUCCUGUGGUGAAAAAGACUCCUUCACACUGGACUGGGGAAGGAAAACGGUGGGAGAACCCAAGGGGACAGUGGGAGCCACAACUGCACUCCCACCACCAUCCAAAGUGCCUUGUCUGGGAGAGUAGGAGCUAUGCUUUCUCCCUAAUGUUUUGGGGUUGUGGUUGCAGCCUUUGGAUGCUGAACUGUGCUGGAAAACCCCUCUGCAUCUGGGCUUUGGUGCAAUAAAUCUCUUGGAUUUCAUUGCCUGGUAAA